Cyanidioschyzon merolae strain 10D is the source of this 750-nucleotide messenger RNA. RefSeq names its product NADH dehydrogenase I flavoprotein 24kDa subunit. Gene Ontology annotation, biological process: mitochondrial electron transport, NADH to ubiquinone. NCBI's taxonomy places the organism in Eukaryota, Rhodophyta, Bangiophyceae, Cyanidiales, Cyanidiaceae. The coding region runs from base 1 to 750 and encodes 249 amino acids. The record is from RefSeq and is a predicted model, not a curated record. Gene Ontology annotation, molecular function: NADH dehydrogenase activity. The transcript has a single exon.
AUGGCGCCGUUUCCCCGAGUGGGAGCUCUAGGCAUAGUUCGCCAGUGGUUUUCCCACGUGAGGCGUGGAUCAGGCGGCUACUUCGAAUGGAACCCGCGCCGAGCGCUUGCUGGCCGGAGUAACGUUCACCGAGACUCGGAGGGCAAUAGCGAGUUUACAACAUUUGACUUCAGUGAGGAUAACUACAAAAAGAUUGCUGAAAUCCUCAAACGAUAUCCGGUGAACUACAAACAAUCCGCUGUGAUUCCGGUGCUCGAUCUCGCACAGCGCGAGUGCGGUGGCUGGCUGCCGCUGGCUGCCAUGAACAAGGUUGCCCAGGUGCUGGGAAUGCAGCCGAUGCGCGUCUACGAGAUAGCGACCUUCUACACGAUGUUCAACACUGUUCCGAUUGGCAAAUACAAUGUUCAGGUUUGUACAACGACGCCCUGCAUGCUCCGUGGGGCAUACGAUAUUCUUCGCGCCUGCGAGGAGGAGUCCGGCGCCCGUGCUGGUGGCGACUCUCCGGAUGGCCUGUUCCAUAUCAUGGAGGUCGAGUGCCUCGGUGCAUGCGCUAACGCUCCAAUGAUGCAGAUCAACGAUGACUACUACGAAGACCUGACGCCCCAGAGUGCAAAAGCCGUUCUCAAAAGCUUUCGCGACGGCAACCCGUUGAAGCCGGGGCCGCAAGUCGCGCGGAAGAGUAGCAUGGGUAUUCAGGGGAAAACGACGCUGCUCGAGGAGCCCCCGGGGCCCUCGUGCCGCGAUUUGUGA